AUGUCUGCCGACCUCGACGGUGACUCCGAAAUGCUCUCCUCCUCCGGCUCCGAGUCCCCCAUCGGCGCGCGUACACCCACAUUCGACAAACCCACCGAACUCUCACCACCCGGCUCACAAACAGCGUCUCACCACGAAAGCUUUGGCGGCGAUAGUAAUACUCUCGGAUCUGGUGCUGGCGCCGGCCCCUCUUCUUCCAUCACAUCUGCAUUCGACAAGUUAGCUGGGGAUAUUAAGGCAGCCCAAGGUAAAGAUGCGCCUGGCGCGUCGUGGAAUAAUCAGCGAGCGCAGGAGGAGUUUAACAGAGCUUUGGAGAGUGUGGUUGAUAGGGAUUUUAGUUUGCGUGAAUUCGGAGAUCCGUUUGAUGAGUCGGAUAUGUUACAGGGUCUUUCGGGAGUUUAA
Messenger RNA from Talaromyces marneffei, 402 nucleotides. RefSeq lists its product as uncharacterized. NCBI's taxonomy places the organism in Eukaryota, Fungi, Ascomycota, Eurotiomycetes, Eurotiales, Trichocomaceae. The record is from RefSeq and is a predicted model, not a curated record. The transcript has 3 exons. The coding region runs from base 1 to 402 and encodes 133 amino acids.